UAUUUCCUGUUCCUUUAAGGGCUGGAUUUAUACAAAUAAUAAUGAAAGUGAAAGUUUCAGACGUUCCCUGUAAAAUGGAGCUUCUGAGAUUUCUGCUGCUCGUUCUACAGACAUGUGAAGCACUGAGGUUAUUGGUUCCAAACCCCCAAAGCGCCCUCGUCGGAUCAAACGCUGUCAUUACGUGUGAGUUCCAGGUGGGAGAGCCACGCGUGGACCCCGGCUGUCUCUCCGUUACGUGGCACUUCGAAAAGCACCUAAUCCUGAACUUUACGGGCAAAGAGAGGACCUCUAAUCCCAGGUAUUCAGUGGAUUCCGAAGGAACAAAACAAGGAGUCGCUUCGUUGUUUCUCCGGAAAGUAACGUUUGACGAUAAAGGAAUCUAUAAAUGCUCCGUUAUCUACUGCGCCGAAGAGCAAGGAAUGGAAGUCCACUUCUAUGUCCAAGCUCUGCCACUUCUAGCCGUAACUAAGAACACCGUGGUGAGGAACGUGGAGAGUUUGCUGCGCUGCUCAGCAUCAGGUUUUCGCCCCAUAAACAUUGAGUUUAUGUGGCACAUGGAUGGAGAGGAGAUAUGGGACACCAUCUUGCACAAACCAAAGCUAACAUCUAACGGCACCUACACGGUGAACAGCGAGGCGAAGAUCAAGCCGACCGAAGACUACCAAAACCGGACCUUCUCCUGCCAAGCCAAACUCAAGUCGCAUCCGUUGCGCAUUCAGAAAAACUUCACUAUUCUCUUCGGAGAAUCCCCGUCUCUUCAGUUGGUCGUUGAUACGUUUCAAGAGGGCAGAGAGCAGAAUUUAUUGUGCAGAGUCUGGGGUUUCCAGCCAAAGCCCGUCUCCGUGAACUGGCUUCUGAAUGGAACCCGUCUGGAUCCGGCCAAAGCCAAGUUGCAGACUAUCAACGACUCCUUUAUAGAGUGCCAUUACCCAUUUACAGCAACGCCGGAUCAAGAAGGAAUGGAGAUCUCCUGCCAGGUGGAGCAUUGUACACUUGCAGAGCCCCUUCAGAACACCACGCGGAUCCAUUUAAAAGAAGCCAACCCCGCUCCCUGGAUAAACACGAUACCGGGAAUUAUUUUGAUUGUUUUUAUUGUUUUGAUUGUUUUGGUAGCAAGUUUUGGAGGUUCUUGGUUAUUUAAACCCUGGCAAACCGACUUCAAAGUCAAUCAUAUAGUUGGACCGGAGAAGAUUGUACAUGGGGCUGAAGUAAGACUGGAAUGCAUUGCAUCCUACGGUGAAAAUAACCUCGAAGUCCAAUGGCUGGAGGUCAAGGACAACACAGAACGUGACAUCGCGCAUUUCCUAUCUCGGAAUGGGCAAAGAGCAGCCCAGACCCCACCAAGCCAUGUAGCACAAGAUGAGGAGAGACUCGAGCUAAUGCUGUCAGACGGUGAAUACACAGGAGACAUAUCGAUAGUAAAUGAUCAUGGAAGGCUCCUUCACAAAAGCUUUUUGUCUUUCACUGCGGAUAUCAGCUAUCACACAGGGGUGACUUAUAUCUGCACAGCCACCAGCCGCAGAACAAGAAAGGAGGAAAGAUAUACCUGCGCAGAAGUUUUAGUAAAACCGAACCCCUCAAAGGACGCGCCACAAAUUACCGAAUCGGGUGAAGUGCAGUUCUCUUUGCAUCUCCAAGAUUUUUUCCCGGAAAACAUGUCUAUUGAAUGGAGAGGAAGAACCAAACAGCUUACGUCUCAAUUCAGGAUCACCAACAAAAUCGUGCCAAACUCUGAUGGUACUUAUAACAUGCUAAGCGUUUGUUACAUCCCCAAACGUCACGCGGAAGACCCUCUCUUUGCGGUGACCGUCGCCUGGAAACACAAAUCCAUGGAGAAUGCUGAAGAAUGGCGUAUAACCCAAGCAGAUCUUCCUUGGCGUCCUCUGAUGGAAAGGAUAAACGUUCCCCGUGUACUGCUCGAUGAAGAAGUAAGGACUCAGUGCGUAAUAUCCAAUUACUUCCCAAAUAACCUGGACAUCCGGUGGUACAAACAGAAGCCCGGAAGUCUUCGGGAACUGCUGGCCCGGGGUACCGAGGGAAAGUACCGAAUUAAUGACGAGGAACACGCUCAGGAGAAUAAAGCAUUUACCCUCAACACUUCCUUGAGUUUCACUCCUUCCCUGGACGAUGACCAAGGGGCAGAAUUUAUUUGCCAAGCGCAACAUCCCAGCUUAGAGCACCCAUUAGAAUCCAGUACGGGAGGACUCGUCGUCAUGGGGCGCCCGGAGCCGGAGUCUAUACUGUUUAUUGAUGAUGAAUCGUUCCGGCUGACGGUGGAUAAAUACUUCCCGAAAGAGAUCUGUAUCGAGUGGCAGCUGGAGGAUCCCACGGUCGGCACGUUCACAAAACUUUGUUCAGACAUUUCCACUUCAAAUAACCCAAACGGCUCGUUUAAAACCGUCAGCACGUGCCGGCCCCCCGUCGACUUGAUCCAAACCAACCGCACAUGCGUGAUGUGGGCGGAAAUAUCCCAUCAGGCACAGGAUCCUAAUCCAAUUAAAAUGUCACGGCCAAUCGAGAGGAAGCUACAGCUGGAAGAAAUAGCUACGGACAAAAAUGAUGGCGCCGAGAACGGGGAGGAAAAAAGUGGCCCUAAACAAGAAACCAAACUAAGCUAACAGGAGGCUGAUCCACCGAUUUACCACCCGUUCCUGUACUACUAUGUGCUAUGCCUGUCGGUGCAGGAAGAUUGCGCGGUUGUUUUUGGUUUUGCUUUUGCCUUUAGAUGCCUUUGAUUUUUAUUUUACCGAGAGGGUAGUAGAUAAGUGGAACAACCACCCAGCAGAAGUGGUAGAGGGUAAUACAGUGAGGGUAUUAAACAUGCACGGAAUAGACAUACGGCUCCUGAAUCUAAGACGAGCAAUGACUGAUUAAGGCUGACCAGAUGGGCUGAAUUGGGUCUGUCUAUAGAAAAAUGUCAAUGUAACCUGAAAUGAGCGGGAUUCAGUAUUAGCGUCCUUGGCUCGUUCCACAUGCCCAUAAAUUGGUUUUAUCUCACUCUCUCUCUCUAUCACCCCCUUUCACACUCUCCCAAUGUCCUUAUAACCCGUUAUAUCCCUGUAUAUUCCUCAUAUUAUAUAUUAUAUACUCUCCGGCCAGUUUUUAAGGGCAUCUAUUGGAUAUGAUAGCGCAGUGUCUGUUGGGAGGGGGAAGCCAAGCCAGGUUAAACCUGAACUCAGCUGGCCUCUGAAAUACUGCACUGCAGUAAAUCCGGCGUUCCUACAGCUGAUGUCGCCUUUCCCAGCCUGAUUUUGGAAAGUAAGGGCCGGUACAGGCCCGAGCGGACGCCCGACUCACAGAAUGUCCCAAAUAAAGAUGCAUUUUGCUUUUUUUGGGAGAAGGCAGCCUUGCGGGACUGCGCGGGAUUCCCGGGACCCGCAGAUACAACGCCUGACUGCCCGCUCCUGUCUGCAACCCCAGCAAGACCGCCUGCCAAAGUUUUUUGGCGGGACCCGCAUCCCAAUGCAGUCUUCUACCUUGUGGUUGUGGCAACAACAUGAGAUUUCUGAGGGAAAAGCAAGCUUGUCUGGCUUGUCUGGUGUCUGUAGAUGAGUGUUUAAUAAUACUUUUACUAUAUAUAUUCAUAUAACAUUGCAGCUGGGUUGUCAUGGAUACUGACCUUUCCUUCCAGCACCAGGUCACUUGUCUCCUGUGAGCCAAUCAGUAUCUCUUUGGGACAUAUGUCAGUCUUCCUGAACUAGGGAAAGGUUUCUCAGCCUAUCAGAGGAGAGGAUCUAGGAAGAAACUUCUGGAAGAGCAGAGCUAAGCAGGGGAGUGAAGAAGGAAGAGAGACAGACUGCCCUCCCUGUAAGCAGGCCUGAGGUAAACCUGCUGCUGAAGUGGAAGUGUGGAGAGAAUACAGCAUGGUGCCCUACGCUUCCUGAGUGAGUGUGAGAGACUGCAAGUACCCAGAGCGUCCGAGUCCUGCAUCCUGUACCAGUGAGGUGAAAGCAGAGCUGCAGACAGACAUCUGUGUGGGAAGACAGUUAUAACUCUUAGCCAAGAGGUUAAAGAGGCAGCAUCCCAGAGCUGCCUGAAGACAUUAAGGAGAGGCACUUCACUAACAUAUAUCAACAUAUAUAGAUCCUUGUCUGCCCGGGUAGCGCUACCUGCAUCAAGGCCCCCAACAGUGCACCAACACAGGGACAUCUGGGUGGGAAGAACACCUACAUUUGGCAGUUAUCUGUGUUAUAUAUUCUCAGGACUGUGCACCCACUGCUAGAACUGAACUGCAUAGGCACAGCAGCUGGGUCCUUAUAUUAUAAAACCUGUUUAUUUCAGUAUAUUCUAUAAUUAAUUUGCAUUUCAGUUGUGUGUUAUUUUCUUGUGUGAAGGGGGGCCAUUUCUCAGUGGGUGGGUUCCCCUAUUCAACAUAGUACAAACCACUGAGCGGAGGCACUGUGUAAAGAAAGAAGAUGUCCCGAUCUCCCAGCAACUGCGGAGGCUCAGGUUUCCUGUCAGCAGCGUCACUGAAAUAUGUAACUACCAGCCUGACAGCGGAGCAAGGUAAAAAAAAGGGUUACAUAUAUAUAUAUAUAUAAUGUUAUGGCUGAUCGCUGGAUGGCCUGUGUGGCAUCGUGUUGGGGUAACCAUGGUUCCUGUAGGCAAUAUGCCCCCCUAACCCUUUGAAUUUACCCAUUUCUACUAAGCCCUGGAAAUCUACAUUUACCCCAAGAUGAAUAUAAAAUCAGCCCCUAGUUUAAAUUCUGCUUGUACGCACAUUCAAUACCCUCCUGCUGUCCCGAUUUGUGCCUGACAGUCUCAACUUUGCCACUCUAUCCAGCUGUCCCGCCGAGUGCGGAGGUAGAAAACUGGUGCGGAGGAAGAGCUCGGCGGGACAGCUGGAUAGAGUGGCAAAGUUGAGACUGUCAGGCACAAAUCGGGACAGCUGGAGGGUAUUGAAUGUGCGUACAAGCAGAAUGUAAACUAGGGGCUGAUUUUAUAUUCAUCUUGGGGUAAAUGUAGAUUUCCAGGGCUUGGUAGAAAUGGGUAAAUUUGAGGGGGCAAUCCUGCAAACCCUUGAUUUCAUUCUCCGGGGCCUAGGAUACCGCGCAUGUGCAGCGCUGCCAGUGACGCUCCCGGUACCUGUAAACAGGAAUUUUAACGUCUGGAUAAAAAAAAAAAACGCGCAUGUGAAUUACGUAGAGUUUUAAUGAGACAAAUUUGCAGUAAGCAAUACAGUCAUUAUAUGAUAUUAUCUGGAAUAUUAAAGCGAUUUGUGUACGCACAGUGUAUUUUUAUAUAUUUCUAUAUUUUCAUUAAAAAAAAAAAACCA
Molecule: messenger RNA, 5275 nt
Organism: Spea bombifrons (plains spadefoot toad)
Lineage: Eukaryota; Metazoa; Chordata; Amphibia; Anura; Pelobatidae
Exons: 10
Coding region: 42-2618 (858 amino acids)
Source: RefSeq, a predicted model, not a curated record